Aethalodelphis obliquidens (Pacific white-sided dolphin) is the source of this 2721-nucleotide messenger RNA. RefSeq names its product translocase of outer mitochondrial membrane 40 like (gene TOMM40L). Lineage: Eukaryota; Metazoa; Chordata; Mammalia; Artiodactyla; Delphinidae. The transcript has 10 exons. The coding region runs from base 256 to 1182 and encodes 308 amino acids. Gene Ontology annotation, cellular component: mitochondrial outer membrane. Gene Ontology annotation, molecular function: transmembrane protein transporter activity. The record is from RefSeq and is a predicted model, not a curated record. Gene Ontology annotation, biological process: protein import into mitochondrial matrix.
CAUGACUACGCUGGGAAUGCAACGUGAAGCCGCAGUUCUGCCAUCAUUCAAGAUGGCUGCCCCCAUCAAGAUGACCGGGGUGUGCCUGGGGAAAAGGGGCAGCAUGAUGGUAUGAGACGGUCUAGCGUCGGACCAUGUGGAAGUUUCUGGGACUGGGGAGCCGGAUAAUGGGGGGUGGGGCCCGUGCGGGGUAGAGGGAGCAAUAGCGUCCUUUCCCAGGCGAACCCCGGCCCCUCCCCUGACCUCUGGACUGAAAUGGGGAACACAUUGGGCCUGGCACCGAUGGGGGCUUUGCCCCGCCGGAGCCCCCGUCGAGAGGAACCUCUCCCCAACCCUGGGAGCUUCGAUGAGCUGCACCGGCUAUGCAAAGAUGUAUUCCCAGCACAGAUGGAGGGAGUGAAGCUCGUUGUCAACAAGGUUCUGAGCAGCCAUUUCCAGGUGGCUCACACUGUGCACAUGAGUGCUCUGGGCUUGCCGGGCUAUCACCUCCAUGCGGCCUAUGCAGGGGACUGGCAACUUAGCCCAACUGAGGUGUUCCCCACUGUGGUCGGGGACAUGGACAGCAGUGGCAGCCUCAACGCCCAGGUCCUGCUCCUUUUGGCAGAGCGGCUCCGAGCCAAGGCUGUCUUCCAGACGCAGCAGGCCAAGUUCCUGACGUGGCAGUUUGAUGGCGAGUAUCGGGGAGAUGACUACACAGCCACUCUGACCCUAGGAAAUCCUGACCUGAUUGGGGAAUCGGUGAUCAUGGUUGCUCACUUCCUGCAGAGCCUCACUCAUCGGCUGGUGUUGGGAGGAGAGCUAGUUUAUCACCGGCGGCCAGGCGAAGAGGGGGCCAUUUUGACACUGGCUGGGAAGUACUCGGCUGUACACUGGGUAGCUACCUUGAAUGUGGGAUCAGGUGGGGCCCAUGCAAGUUAUUACCACAAGGCAAAUGAACAGGUUCAGGUUGGAGUGGAGUUUGAGGCAAAUACGAGGCUACAAGACACAACUUUCUCCUUUGGUUACCACCUGACUCUGCCCCAGGCCAACAUGGUAUUUAGAGGCUUGGUGGAUAGUAACUGGUGUGUGGGUGCUGUGCUGGAGAAGAAGAUGCCCCCGCUGCCCGUCACCCUCGCCCUCGGAGCCUUCCUUAAUCACUGGCGCAACAGAUUCCACUGUGGUUUCAGCAUCACUGUGGGCUGAGGUUGUCCCAGAGCCAGCCCCCAUAACAGCUGGAACCUCUCAGUCAGGUGCCCUGGGGCCAGGAACUAGGCCCCUCUCAAGAGCCCACCUUGCUGGGUGACCUCUAGGUCCCAGGAGCAGAGUGGGGACAAUACAUGCCCUCCUCAGAACUGGAGCUGCCACAGAGGCAGCUGCUGACGCAGUGGUUUGAGGCUCCCACCUCUGCCAUCAGCCCCAGUUUCAUCUUCCCAUACUCUUAUGGCUCUGGACUAAGGGAGAAGAAUUAACGCGUCUGUCUGGCUGCAUUUUCUCCCCUCACUCCCACCUCCUUCAUUUCCUUAUGGAUUAAAGCUCCUAGCCUCUUCCUCUUCAGAGCAGAAAAAUCUGCAUGGCAUUAGCUCCCAUCCUGUUUUCCAUCCCAGAGUUUCCCAAGGCUGGGAAAGAAGGGCUGAAGGGCUAAAUCUUUGACCCCAGAAAGUGGGGCCCACCUAUUCCCAGACGGAGCUUCUUUACCUCUUAGCCCUGAGGCUUCCUCCUUCCCCAUCUUCUGUGCUUCCAGAGAACAACUUUGUCCCCAUGGCCACCCCUCAUUCUCCCCAUUACCGCAUGAAGAGGCAGACAUUGCUUUGAUCUUUCACUGCAACCAGUGGGCUCCCUGUUUACUGGCUCCAGCCUCUGGUCCGAGCAUUCUCCCCUUUCCAGUCCAGCGUGUCCAGGUGGUCUGGGGAAGGAGGCGAACUGGGCCUCAGCUGCAGGUCUCCUGGAGCAGUGGCACCAUGGUGGACAGUCCCCUGGAUGUUCUCAAUUUGGUACCAACAUGCAUUGUUAAUGCUUCGGAGAUCAGCCAACCGGCCCAGCAGCUUCGCGUAUAGAAACCUUUGGGGUCACCAGGGAAGGAGAAGAGAGAUAGGCAGCUGAGAGUCUUGUCCUGAGGCCCUGACCCCCUAAACUGCCUCUCUGUGAAGCUAGGUCUGAACAUUAGGGAAAAUACGCUCUGAUGUGACAAAUGUAUCAGAAGCUCCAAAGGUCCCCAGUGGGGCCUCUAUCUGACACCGACUUCUCUCACCAUGCCGUUUUUCUUGAACCCAGAGCUCAGAGGGCUGAGCGUGAAGGAAGCCCCAGACUUUGCCAGAUAUUCAGCUGUGUGGAAUCCGAGGAUCUGGCCUUCUAGAGCAGGUUCUAGAAGGUGGGUGUGUUCUAUGGUAUAAAGCAACCCUCUUCUGGCCAAACUGGCACAUUGAGGAAUAAGCAAGACAGAAGUGGAGUGUACUUCAGAGCCUGGUUAGAUCAUGGACUGUUGAACCAGGGGCUGGCGUUGGCCAUGAAACUGAAUGACCGUAACUUCAAGGGGAAUGAAAAAGGAAUUGGACCAAUGGAGAAGGAGGGGAAGGGCCAAGGAAAGAGAGUGAACAAGAUUCUUGAAAGUCUGUUUUAGUCUGGAGGAGUUGGAUUGGUGAGGUGAUGGAUGUCAUCAAUCUCAGGAAUGCUAUUAUACCGAGCCUGUGAGCUACUACUUUGCAUCUCUCCUGAAUAAAAAAAUCUGGGAAAAGUGAGAUGAAA